Messenger RNA from Symbiodinium natans, 1170 nucleotides. The record is from the annotation of a GenBank genome assembly. NCBI's taxonomy places the organism in Eukaryota, Dinophyceae, Suessiales, Symbiodiniaceae.
AUGUCCAGCAUGGACACCUUUUUUCAACUUGCGAGCAACUCGCUGAAGGAGUGCAGCACCCAGCUUCAGCCUUUGUUACAGAAGCUCGGAGUUGCAACUGGAAGCCGCAAGCAGAAAGUAUUUAUGGAGCCUCAUGGAGAGUUUGCAAUGCCGUCUAAGGAAGAUGCGCCGCUUCUGGGGAAAGCAGUGGCUGGCGUGUCCGAGUUCGACACAUCUGAGACGCCCGAGAUGCAGCAAGAGAAGCGUCGCAUGUUCGAGGAACAGGCCGAGCGCUUGGAGUUCGGUUCUCUGAAGCAAGGCUGGUCGCAGCGUCGGGGCACCAAGUUGACGGGGAGCCAAACAUCCUUUGACAUGUUCUUUGCGGUCGUUCUGGUGCUCAACGCGAUCAAGCUGGGCGUAGACGUCACACUCGCCCCUCCCAGGAUGUCCGACUUGAGUGCAAGAAGCUUCCAAAGCCCCGGAAUGGCAUGGUUCAUGCUCGAAGCCCUCUUUGCCUUGACCUUCACUGCUGAGCUCUUCCUUCGUGCUAUCUUUAAAUAUCAAGUGGAAGUGAUGGAAGAGCAUGAGCUCUUCCUCUGCGUGGUUCCUAAGAUAGCUUCAACCUUGACCUUUAACCAAACACUCGACAUCGUGAAGUAUUCCUGGCGACUCUUCACGGACAAGCUCUUCCUGUUCGACGUGGUUACGGUUCUUGUGUCGUUGCUGGAUUCCUUCGUGCUCCGCUUUGCGGGAAACCAGACUCCAGCCCUGAAGUUGGUAGGUUUGUUCCGAUUGCUUCGUCUCGUUCGGCUCCUUCAUCUCAUCAAGGAUCUUUCACGGCUGGUCAAUGGAUUUGUGGGCAACAUCCGCUUCAUUUGUAGGUCUGUUUGCAUGAUGGCAAUCUUCAUCUACGCGAAUGCCAUUCUCAUGGUGGAGUUUGUUGGGCGGAGUGUGGACACCCAAGCCGAUGAAAACAUCCAAGCCAAAUGGGGAAACAUCCCCAGCAGCAUGCUGUCGCUCUUGACGAUGAGCACAUUCAGCAGUUGGAGUUUGCGAGUGGCGGAAGUUUCAGCUUACCCCUCACUGGCAAUCGAGUUCUGCAUUUUUCCAGGCAUGUUGAAUCUCGUGACGGGUGUCAUGGUGCAGACUGCCUUCUCCUUUCUUAAGGAUGCAGUAUGCAGUGUGGCAUAG